Lodderomyces parapsilosis is the source of this 807-nucleotide messenger RNA. RefSeq lists its product as uncharacterized. Bases 1 to 807 code for a protein of 268 amino acids. The transcript has a single exon. The record is from RefSeq and is a predicted model, not a curated record. Lineage: Eukaryota; Fungi; Ascomycota; Pichiomycetes; Serinales; Debaryomycetaceae.
AUGGAAUUCAACGUUAAUAACAAAAUCGCCGUCGUCACUGGUGGUACUCGUGGACUAGGACUUUAUUGCGCUGAAGCAUUUGUUGAAAACGGAAUCAAAACAAUUUUCAUCACCUCACGUAAAGCCAAAGCUUGUGAAGAUGCCAAAAAACACUUGGAAGAGUUGGCAAAAAAAAACGGUAAAUCUGUUGAGGUGAUUGCUAUCCCUGCUGAUUUGGCUGUCGAAGAACAAGCUGAAAAUUUUGCCAAGGAAGUGGCAAAGAAAGUUGACAAGAUUGACAUUUUGAUUGCCAAUGCUGGUGCUACAUGGGGUGCUCCAUUGGAUGAGCACAACGUUGCAGCUAUCAAGAAAGUUGUCAACUUGAACUUCGUUGCCGUUUACCACACUAUCAAGUUGUUUACCCCAUUGUUGGAGAAAGCAGCAACUGUUGAAGACCCCUCAAGAAUUAUCAUCAUGUCAUCCAUCAUCAGUUUGAUAAAUAAUGACAUUGUUGGAACUUAUGGAUAUCUCGGAUCCAAAGCUGCUGUAUCUCAUUUGGGAAGAAAUUUGGCGGUUCAAUUUGCCCCCAGACACAUUAAUGUAAAUUCAAUCUUGCCUGGAUUUUUCCCCACAAAGAUGGCCAACGGAUUGCUUGAAGUUGCAGGCGAAGGGUUGAUUGAGACAAAUCCUCGUGGUAGAUUGGGAGAACCUGAAGAUAUGAAGGCAGCAGUCUUGUUUUUGUGUUCAAAGAGAGCCAACUACAUCAAUGGAGUCGAUUUGCCAGUCGAUGGUGGUGCUCGUUUGAACAGUCCAGCAGCUCACUUUUAG